Staurois parvus is the source of this 357-nucleotide messenger RNA. NCBI's taxonomy places the organism in Eukaryota, Metazoa, Chordata, Amphibia, Anura, Ranidae. The record is from the annotation of a GenBank genome assembly.
AUGAGUACAGCCCCGUGUAGACCGGCAUACCACAGCCAUAUCGGUGUUUUAUUUCUUGUCUCUUUAUGUUCUACAGAGUUCUAUGGGAAGGGAGCUCCAUACAAUGCACUGGCAGGAAAAGACUCCACUCGGGGUGUUGCCAAAAUGUCUCUGGAUCCAGAAGACCUCACCUAUGAUACGACUGGCCUUACUGAGGAGCAGCUGAAGUCUUUGGAUGGUAUUUUUGAGAACGUGUACAAGAAGAAGUACCCCAUUGUUGGCUACACUGCCAGACGGAUCCUGAACGAUGACGGGAGCCCCAACCCAAACUUCAAGCCUGAGGAUCAGCCACAUUUUAUGAUCAAAGAUGAAUUUUGA